Molecule: messenger RNA, 1034 nt
Organism: Phalaenopsis equestris
Lineage: Eukaryota; Viridiplantae; Streptophyta; Magnoliopsida; Asparagales; Orchidaceae
Product: universal stress protein PHOS32-like
Exons: 2
Coding region: 212-994 (260 amino acids)
Source: RefSeq, a predicted model, not a curated record
AAGUGGCUAAGUGGGAGGUCGUGUUGCUUAUCUAUUUCACAUCGUUCCGCCAUUUUCUCAACCAAAAAGAGGGAAAAGAGACCCCAAAACUCUCUGGCGUCGUCGAUCUCGAAAACCAAUUCACUCAAAGGGAAGCCGGAUAAGUUGCGGAGAAGAGGAAGUUUAGUACAUCUGAAGCAUCCCGAUAAGAAGAGGUCCUGACUCUAGCGGCAUGCAGUCUCAACCAGAUGCCGACCGCAAGGCGCCGACAUCACCGGCGUUAGUGGCCGCCGCAAUGGCGCAUACGAUCCAACCCUCUUCUCCGCGCUUUUUCUUUUCGUCCGCCGCAGCGGCGAACCCAAAUAUUGGCUCUCACCGCCGGAUUGCAAUUGCUGUCGAUCUGAGUGAUGAGAGCGCAUACGCAGUGAGAUGGGCGGUGCAGAACUACCUUCGCCCUGGGGACGCAGUUAUUCUUCUCCAUGUACUCUCUACCUCUGUUCUUUAUGGCGCGGACUGGGGCUCGGUCGACCAUUUCACAUCAGAGGCCGCCGGUGCUUUGGAGGAUGCCGAAUCCAAGGUGCCGCAGAAGAACUUGGAAGAUGACUUCGAUGCCUUCACUAGCACCAAGGCGCAGGAACUGGCCCAGCCGCUCGUCAGGGCGCAUAUUCCUUUUAAGAUCCACAUCGUCAAGGACCAUGAUAUGAAGGAAAGGCUCUGCCUCGAGGUGGAGAGACUUGGGCUUAGUGCUGUGAUCAUGGGAAGCAGGGGAUUCGGAGCAUCGAGGAGGAGCAGCAAGGUUGGGCUCGGCAGCGUCAGCGAUUACUGCGUCCACCACUGCGCCUGUCCAGUGGUCGUGGUCCGUUACCCCGAUGAAACCGGAGAUGGCGCUGUGUCGGUUGGGAAUACUUCUCACUGUGGCGAUGCUGCUGCCGCUGCUGCCGAUAAGGAAGCGGAGCUGCAUCCGGUGCCGGAGAAGGAAUACCAUGAUGCUUCCGACGGACAAAAAGAUGCGUAAGCAUAGCAAGCAUUUACUUACGACUGGUCCUCUUGUCCAG